Polypterus senegalus (gray bichir) is the source of this 1654-nucleotide messenger RNA. RefSeq lists its product as uncharacterized. The transcript is spliced from 6 exons. Lineage: Eukaryota; Metazoa; Chordata; Cladistia; Polypteriformes; Polypteridae. The record is from RefSeq and is a predicted model, not a curated record. The coding region runs from base 118 to 1008 and encodes 296 amino acids.
CCCUAACGAAACGCUGGGUUUUUGCUUCCUGUGUGAUGCACAGUCUGCACUAUUUUCUCAUUUAUUUGCAGAUAGGUUGGUAGCCCACUUAUUAAACCAAUUCAAAAAGAGUGAAGAAUGGAAAAAAUGGAGGCGACUUCAGUCACGAUGUCUGUUCUGUUUGUUUUAUCAUUAUUUGUUCAAGCUACAGCUUUUGGUUCAUCUGUAUUCCAGUACCCCUCUUCAGUUUCAGUGAAUGUUGGAGCCAAUGUGACCCUGCUUUGCAGUAUUAAACAGUUUUCUGCAGACUGCUCCUCUGUUUGGUGGUUCAAGGUGCAGAAACCAUCACCAGUGCUGACUCUUCUCAACACUAAUACAAGAAAAUAUUUAAAAACAACUACGUCAAAGAAUUGUUCCCUCACCAUCUACAACCUAGAGGAGAGUGACUCUAGUGCUUACUACUGUGCCCUUUUACAAGGGCUGGGUAUCUACUUUGGUCUCGGGUCUCAAGUGCUGGUAUCAAAACUGGCUGGUGACUCCGCUUCACUGGUGAUUUUCAGAUCACUUGACACCAUAGAAGAUGAAGUUACUCUAGUUUGUUUGGCUUCUGUGGCAAGUUUUGAAAGUUCUCGACUCUACUGGAUGAUCAAUUCCAUUCACAAAGAAGGAGAAACUGAAUUUAGGUCGCACUUCAUCCAAAGCCAAGUCUCUAUUCCAACUCAUAUAUGGAAGGCUGGUGUCCAUUGCACAUGUAUACUUACUACUGAAAGUGGGCAGAAUCUGAACAGGACAAUAAAGCACAAAACAGAGGGGUGUUUUAUUUUGAUGUCAUCUCUUUUGGGGGUCUCCUUUCCCUUGGUCAUUGUACUAAUCAUUCUUACAGUACAAUGUAAUCAAUUACAACAUUCAGGACAUCGAAGUGAAAGCAUCCACCUUGGAAUAUGUAGCUCCAGUAAAGUGAAUAAAAAAAGACAGGAGAAAGAGGAGGUCCAGUAUGCCACCAUUGUAUCGUCAGGAUGGCGGAGAUGAAGACAGAAACUUUGCCUUUACUCUCAAUUCUUUUUUUUUUUUUGUUGAUUAUCAUUUAAUCACAGACAGUGUAGCUUGUAGCUUUGGCCUCAGAAUAUAAAACAAAAGGCUGCCAUUUCAGACAUUGCAUCUUAAGGGAUGCUGAGACCCUGGACAAGUCACUUAAUCUGUUUGUGCUCCAGUUCUUAAAACGUGUAAACCAUUGGACAAUACAAUAGAGAUCAUGCAGACUGGCUUGGUGUUCACUGUAGACAGGGAUUCUGUGAAAAUAAAAUGUUAGUUUAUUUGUAUGUCUUCAUUGAAUUUUCACCAUCUUGCAUGUACAGUAAUUUAAUUGAACAUUUUGCAUUUUCUAAGCAGCUUAUCCAGUUCAGGGUCAAGGGAACUGAACAUUUUAUAAAUUGCUACCUAACAGUAUUUGUGAAUGCCAGAAAAUAUAUUGUAACUUCAAUUAUACUUUCAUAUACCUGAUUAAUUAUUUCAGCUUUAUGUAAUAAAACAGAAAUGCAGAAAAUAAUACAGUGUGCUGAGUAACGACCCUUUGACGAGGUGUCACAGUCAUACAAUAUCUUGAACAACUUUGAAACAAUUAUUAUAAACACAUAUUUCAAGAGUUCUGCCGAGUAUCCUAUCUAGAGUUCAUUUU